CAUGUGUCACGUUAAGAAACAGAUCUUCACCAACCACUGAAGGAAUGAUGCUGCUCAUAAAUCUGUCAAAUUAAGAUGUUCACUGUUACUCUUGCAGAUUCGCUGUUGGACCCACCAGCGGAGCAAAAUGCCAGAUUGGAAUUCACAACUGGGCACUCUUCUCUUUCUCUGCCCGCUCUUCCGGGGUGCCCUGAGUGCCUGCACCAUGAGCAUCACCAAGGAGUGCCGCAAUGCCGUGCCAGGGGUGCGGCUGGCAGGGCAGGGCUAUGACGUGGUGACCCUGCAGCCCAAGGGGGCCUUCGUCAUCGACGUGAACACCUGGCACACGGCCAACAGGAGCUGCACUCUCUGCGAUAAUGAGCUGCUCAAUGGCGUGCGCCAACGGCUGCCCAUCUCGCUGGUGGACUGGCGCACCCUGAGCUCCUGCCGGCGCUCAGUCUCCAGCCAGCUUUACCGAUCGGCCGCAAAGCUGGCAGAGUCCGCCAGCUCCUCCAUCACCAACAACUGGCACGUGGACCUCUCUGUGCAAAAGCCCGAAGUCGGUGUCAAUGUGGUGCUGGCUGGAUCCCAUUCCAAGAUGGUGGAGUUUGGCACCAGCCGCUCCCAGAGCGAUCACUACAGUUUCGCCAGUCACCAGUUCCAAUGCCUCUACUACCGGUAUCGGGUGAAGGAAAAGCCCCUUCUGUCUCCCGAUUUCCAACACUCUCUCUCCAAACUCCCAGCCAGCUCUGUUGGUCAUGACAAGUACCCUUAUCAGAAGCUGGUGGCUACCUACGGUACCCACUACCUCAAGUCAGUGGAGCUGGGCGGGCGCUACAAGGACGUGACGGCUAUUCGGACAUGCGAGGCAGCAUCCGAGGGCUAUACCACCGAGGAGGUGAAGGACUGCCUGUCGGUGGAGGCCAGUGUCACGGUGGGCCUGACCACCACAAUUUCACCGGGCUACAAGCGAUGCCAGGAGAAGGCGCGCUCCAUGAAGCACCAUGACAACUUCCACCAGGCCUUCAGCGACCGGGAGACGGAGGUGAUGGGAGGCCGGGCCCGGCAAGGGGCCGACCUCUUGUUCUCCGGGGAUGGCAUGGCCUUCGCCCGCUGGAUGGACAGCUUGCUCGCCUCCCCGGGCCUUGUGCGCUAUGCCCUAGCACCGCUGCACCACCUGCUGCCCGAUGGCGACCUCAGGCAGAAGAACCUGCGGCGCUACAUCAGUGAGUACAUCAUGGAUAAUGCCCUCUCCCAGAAAUGUGGAGCGGGCUCUCGGUGCCCUCACGGGUCCUACCGUGAUCCGUGCCAACCCUGCUCCUGCCUGUGUCGCGAGGACAGCCAUGUGGACCGCAACUGCUGCUCCAAGAUGAAGGGACUGGGCCACCUAGUGGUCACUGUCCAGGAGGGCCGGGACCUCUGGGGGGACGUCUUCUCGGGCACCGACGGCUACGUGGUGGUCAGGUACGGCCAGGCGCAGGCCAGGACCUCGGUGAUCUCAGGCAACAACAACCCCAGGUGGAACGCCAAGCUGGACCUUGGCCAGGUCAAGGCAGAGAGCGGGCACAAGCUGACUAUCGAAGUCUGGGACCAGGACGACAUCAGCAACAAUGACCUCCUGGGAAAGUGCCAGAUCAGACUGACUUCCGGCAACCACUGCGAGGUCUGCUACCUCAAGUCCGGCAAGGUGACCUAUGCCUACACCUUCACCUGCAGCCUGCACCUGGGCAGUGCCACCUGCCAGGAUUACACGCCUGGUCCUGGCAGUGUGCCCUUCACCACUGCCCUGGGUGGAACCAACCGCACCCUCCUUCUUAACACACACUUCCCUAACACCCGCUCCAAAUCGCCAAUCCCCAUUAUCUAAUUCCCCUUACCUUUACCUCCGACAGUGUCUUUCCCGGACUGUAUCCUCACUAUCCCCAUUGCAGCAUUGUAAGCGCCAUCUAUGCCAUUACAUUGAAACGCUUUGAAGGCUUUUUCCGACCGUGCAAGCAGCUC
Chiloscyllium plagiosum (whitespotted bambooshark) is the source of this 1980-nucleotide messenger RNA. NCBI's taxonomy places the organism in Eukaryota, Metazoa, Chordata, Chondrichthyes, Orectolobiformes, Hemiscylliidae. The record is from RefSeq and is a predicted model, not a curated record.